Molecule: messenger RNA, 486 nt
Organism: Torulaspora delbrueckii
Lineage: Eukaryota; Fungi; Ascomycota; Saccharomycetes; Saccharomycetales; Saccharomycetaceae
Gene: RCF1
Product: respiratory supercomplex assembly factor RCF1
Exons: 1
Coding region: 1-486 (161 amino acids)
Biological process (GO): mitochondrial respirasome assembly
Cellular component (GO): mitochondrion
Source: RefSeq, a predicted model, not a curated record
AUGUCGCGCAUGCCAUCGAGUUUCGACGGGGGCGAUGAUGACGUGAAGGAGAUGCCCUUCAUGGAAAAGAUUGUGUUUCAUUGUAAGCAGCAACCAUUAGUUCCGUUGGGGACAUUACUUACCACAGGUGCUGUUAUAUUGGCAGCUAAAAAUGUCAGAGGAGGGAACAAGUUGAAAGCCCAAAUCUACUUUAGAUGGCGUGUGGGGCUGCAGGCAGCUACGCUGGUUGCAUUGAUUGCCGGUUCGUACGUUUACGGGUCUGCAGUUCAGCAGCAGAAGAGCAAAGAGGAACAGAUGCGUGAGAAGGCCAAGGUUAGAGAGCAAUUGUGGAUCCAGGAACUGGAACGUAGAGAUAAGGAGACUCAUUAUAGGAAGAAGAGGGCCGAACUGGUCCGUAUGAGGGCCCAAGAAGACGAAGAAGCGAUUGCUAGGCUUCAAAAGGAGUUAAAAGACCUGGAGAUUCAGAUCAGAGGCCAGGCCGAUUAG